Gilbertella persicaria is the source of this 1713-nucleotide messenger RNA. RefSeq lists its product as uncharacterized. Lineage: Eukaryota; Fungi; Mucoromycota; Mucoromycetes; Mucorales; Choanephoraceae. Bases 1 to 1713 code for a protein of 570 amino acids. Gene Ontology annotation, molecular function: DNA binding. The transcript has a single exon. The record is from RefSeq and is a predicted model, not a curated record.
AUGCAAUUUGAAAGCCAAGAUCAAUUUGACAUUCAUCCCCCUGUUUACGUACCAGAUGUCAUGCCAAUCAAUCAAGCAUCACAUGUUAAAAAUACAGACGCAUUUAUGUCUACCAUGAGCAACCUGUCCUCUCCAGAAGUAUAUUCCCCCGGUGGUGAUUUACAAUAUUCCUGUGAUAGCCUUACUGUAUCUUUCAGUCAUGCUAGCCUCAACAGUCAGUUUGGCCUCCCUUACUUUGAGUCACUUGAUGAAAGUGACGAUGAACAACAGCUCAUAUGCCCUUCCCCUGAAACUAUCUUGUUCUACGAAAUGCUUCAUGAUUAUCCUAACUUGUCCACCUUUAUCUGCCAUAGGGAAUUUGGCACCUUUUGUUACCUUUGGCUAGAGCUGCAACGUGCCAUUUUUCUUGCAAAGGAGCCCAAGUAUCGCCCGCAUAUUUUAUCCUGGCUCAAGUCUGCUGCUCUACAGAUUCAUUUUAUGCUAGUCUUUAUUGUUAAAUCAAAUCCUGGUAACAAUGACAUGAAAUCUGAAGCACGCUGUAUUUUUUCUGCUUUUAGGCGCUUAAAAGACCGUAUAGAAAUCAUGCAUCAAGUCUUUCAGCUCAUCGAAAAUGGUCGCGUCUGGUUUAAUCAGAGUCCCCUAGAAGCCAUUAGUCCUUUGGUUGAAGCUGCCACAAAGAUAAAGAAAGAGAUAAACUACUUUUCAAACAACUCCGACGUAAUUCCUGUGAUCGGCAUGGCAAGUGGUGUAGACUUGGUUAGUCCAGACAAAGUAAGCUUCCAUGAACUCUCAAACCGUGUGAUUCAUACAUACAACAUUAUGCCUUACAACAAAAUGAUACUAACAAAAGGCUCUCUUACUGAUGAUCCUUGCCAACAACCUGACACGUACCAAAAGAGUGAGUCUAGCAAAGCGCCAUUUUCUCAUAUCCAACCCUCUUGGAUUCACGACGGAUGGUCUCUACCUGUAACACCUUCUGUUGAACAACAUCAACAUCUUUUUUUUUCUCUUCCCACCUCUCCCACGUGUAUUCAACAAGAACAGUUUAAUGGAGAAGACUCGACCUAUAUCAAGUAUGAUCUAUCAUUUUCUCCAGGAUCUGUUUGCGAGAGGCUUUCGCCCAACAACACAGUGAGCGAUGAUACUGAUUAUGAUGACCGGCUAUCUAAGACUGAAAAGGAAGACGACGAAUACAUUGUUUCAGAAGCAGAUGAAGAUGACGAUAUUUGGAAUGAAUGUGCAAAGAGAAAAUCAAGGCGAACUGGAUCCAAUCGUAGAGCUUCAUCAACCAAUUCAAGUCAAAAUCAAGAAAACGCACGCUUUUCCCGAGGAAAGAAAGAUAGUCAUACUAGUAAAGGGAUCGAAAGAAAAUAUACACGUCGCACGGCUACCUCAUAUGAUGCACAGACAACCCAUUAUCUAAAGACUAUUUUCUUUGAUAUCUAUAGUAGCCGGGAUAAAUUGACAAAAGAUCAGCGACGACAGGUUCAAAAAGAGACAGGUCUCAAGCCACGCAAUAUUACUUAUUGGUUUUCGAAUCAUAAGCGUCGAUUUCAGACCUCAUUGGCUGUAUUUAGACGUGUAGUAGGACAAAGUGGAGGCCAAGUCAAGACAUACGAUGACUUUUUGGCAUGGAGGCAAGCUCAUGGUCUACCUGAAGAAGUCUUAGAAGAAGAACUAGAUGAUAAAACAGAUCCUAUAGAAACACCUUAG